CAUCAAGUUUUAUUGCUUAUAUUUGGGAGUGCCAGUGUUAUUGUCCAAACCCUGGCCUGUAAUACACCUCCUGUUGUGGAUAAUGCUUAUAUUUCUCAAAAUGAGAAGAAUGGCAAGUACUCAGAGGGGGACGUAGUAUACUACACCUGCCAUCCUGGAUACAUUUCAAGAGGACGCUUACUAUACAAAUGUCAAGACGGGGAAUGGACUCAGUCUCGUUUAUUAAAAUGUACACCAAAGCCAUGUGAACAUCCAGGGGACAUAAUAAAUGGCAAUUUCCAUCUGGUAAACAGCACUGAAUUUCUUUAUGGAGUCCAAGUUCAAUACACUUGCAAUGAAGGAUACCAGAUGGCAAGUCAAAUGGAUUUCCGUAUCUGUCUAGAGAAUGGAUGGAGCAAUGCUGUUCCUCACUGUGAAGUGAAAACCUGCAUACCUCAAAAACCUGCAACCAAUGUAAUAAUUACAAGUGGAAAGUUUGAACCAGAUGAACCAAUUCCUUAUGGAAACGUACUAAAGUUUGAAUGCAGCUCUUCCGAUUUUAUUAUUGACGGUGAAUCUGAAGUAUAUUGCAAAGCAGAUGGGAACUGGAGUAUCCCUUUUCCAAAAUGCAAAGAACUAAAAUGUCCGUCACCACCAAAUAUAGAUCAUGGAAGUUUGGUUCAAGCAUCACAGAAUGAAUAUGCUCAUGAUCAAAGAGUGGAAUACCAGUGUGACGAGUUUUAUCAAAUUCAAGGAUCCACAUUUAUAAGAUGCAUUCAUGGAAAAUGGUCAAUACCACCAAGCUGUAUAGAGAGAUGUGGAAGACCUCCUGUUGUUGACAAUGCUGUCAUUAUACAAAGGAUAAAAUUAUUCUAUGACAACAAUGACCAAGUUGCAUACCAAUGCAAGAGGGGUUAUAAAUUUCAAGGACAUUAUUCAUACAAGUAUAUCAGAUGUCUGCAUGGAAAGUGGUCAAACCCACCUGAAUGUUUAAGGUCAACGUGUGAUCCACCACCUGCAGUGGAUAAUGCUGAAAUUAUCAACGGGGAAAGGAGAUACUAUGAAGACAAUGACUGGAUUCAAUACCAAUGCGUCCAAGGUUAUAGACUUGAAGGAUCAUAUCCCUAUAGCACAUGUCUGCAAGGAAAGUGGUCAAAUGCACCAAAAUGUAUCAGUUUAAGGCCAAAGUGUGGGCUACCACCUGCAGUGGCUAAUGCUGUCAUUUCACGAGGAGCAAAGAGAGAAUACAGAGAAAAUGACUGGAUUGAAUACCAAUGCAACCUGGGUUAUGAAUUUGAAGGAUCAUAUCCCUAUAGCACAUGUCUGCAUGGAAAGUGGUCAAGCGCACCAACAUGUAUCAGCUCAAGAUCGGGGUCAGGUUUAGAGUGCGGGUUACCACCUUUAGUGAAUAAUGCUAUCAUUGAACAAAAGCUAAAGACAUCUGGAGUCUAUAAAAACGGUGAAAUGGUUACAUACAAAUGCCAAAAUUACUAUGUACUUAAAGGAUCAAACCAAGCCAGUUGUAACAGAGGAACGUGGGAGAGACUACCUAUUUGUUUAGAGCCAUGUAUUGUUACAGCCAAUGACAUGAAGGAAAGGAACAUUAGAUCAAGACAGCAUACACCAACAUCAACAGUCUUUAUAAAAUAUGAUUCUACAGUUGAAUUUGAGUGUACACAUGGGGCUACACGGAAUAGCAGUUCAUUAACAGGACACUGCCAUAAAGGACAACGGUCUUUGCCCACAUGUAUAAAGGCACAUGGCUGAAAUAAGCUUUAAGAAGAUGCUAUUCAACUGGAAACAAACAAACUGAACAGAAUAUACACAAUGUUUGCAAGGCUAAUAAAACAUAUGAAUCAUU
This is a messenger RNA of Polyodon spathula (Mississippi paddlefish), 1840 nucleotides long. RefSeq names its product complement factor H-like. The record is from RefSeq and is a predicted model, not a curated record. The transcript is spliced from 12 exons. Lineage: Eukaryota; Metazoa; Chordata; Actinopteri; Acipenseriformes; Polyodontidae. The annotation marks the transcript as partial.